Molecule: messenger RNA, 1809 nt
Organism: Closterium sp. NIES-65
Lineage: Eukaryota; Viridiplantae; Streptophyta; Zygnematophyceae; Desmidiales; Closteriaceae
Source: the annotation of a GenBank genome assembly
AUGGCUACCCCCAGUGUCCUCGCUUUUGACGCUGAGGGUCGGGCCAUUGACAUUGACGCGAGGGUAGAUGAGCUGCAGCUUUUCCUACAGUGCGAUAGGGCAGACGGUCUCUCCCUCUUUGACCUCACUUCUGGUGCCUCUCCUGCCCUUGCUGCUGAUGGUGACGCCACUGUUCGCUCACAGUGGGCCACGGGCGAUGCUCCUGCAUGUCUUGCUGUGCGUUGCCAUUUGCCUACCUCUAAGCGUGCGCACUUUAGCCAGUACAAGGGUGCUAAGAUCUUGUACGACGCUAUAGUUGAACGCUACUCUUCCCUUGCCACUGCUGCACUUAGCCGCCUCAUCAUGCCGUACCUCUUCCCUGACCUCGCAGCAUUUCCCGCGGUCGCUAACCUCAUUACACACCUUUGCACUAUUGACAUUCGCUACCGCGUUGCCCUUCCCGCUGAGUUCUGCGCCAAGAAACCCCCCCCCCCUAUGUACAUCACCCUCUACUACAUAGUCACCCGCCUCCCUCACACCCUUCGCCCGGUCAGGGACCACUUUCUCUCCGUUUGCCCCACCACCCUCACCGUUGACCUCCUCGAGGAGCGCCUCCUAGCAGCGGAGAAGAGCAUGGUCGUUGUAGGAGUCUCUCGUGGUGACCCUCGUGCCCCUGUCUUUGAGGGGUGCUCCCCCUCUCCUCUCUUGCCCUCUGUUGCCUUUGCUACUGCGGCGGACCUUGUUGGUCUUGAGUCGGUCGGUGCAGCGUCUGCCCCUAGCGAGAGACGCCGCACUGGCAAGGGCAAGGGGGGCAGGGGCGCUAGAGGAGCUAGCGGGGGCGGUGGAGGCGGUGGUGGAGGCGGCGGAGGGGGUGGGGGUGGCGGUGGGAGUGGUGCCGAGGGUGGGGGCGUUGGUGGCGGCAGUGGAGGCGGAGGCGGCGGCGGCGGUGGCGGAGGUGGCGGCGGUGGAGGAGGCGGCGGCGGAGGAGGUGGAGCUGGUCGGGGUGGCGCUGCGCAAAGGCGGGGUGGGGGUACUGGUCCGUGCACCUACGUCCUACGCACCGGCGACCGUGCGGGUGAGCCGUGCGGGGGUGCGCACUCCACCCAGCGCUGCGUUGGCUGCCUGACGGACGCCUGGCGUCACCAGUUCCCUGAGGUCACUGAGAUCCCUCGAUGGGGCGAGCUGUCUAGGGCGGGAGUAGCUAUCUUUGACCUUGACUUUGAUGCUAUUCUUGCUGCCAUGUAUGGUGUGACUAUUACUGAUGAGGGUGACUGUUACCGGUGUUUUCCGCCCGACAUGGGCAUUGGGACUGGUGCUCCAGGUACUGGUGAGGCCGCUCCUCUAGGUGCUAGCGAGGCUGCUGCUCUAGGUGCCAGUGCGUCUACUUCUUCAGGUGCUGGUGAGUCUGCUCUAUCAGGUACUGCGUCGGCUUUGGCCUCCCACACCUUCACCCUUGACUCGGGGGCUUCUCGCUCCUUCUUUCGAGACCGCACCACACUCACGCCGCUUGGUCGGCCAGUUGCAUUCUCUCUGGCAGACCCCUCCGGGGGUCCUGUCCUUACUCACUUCUCCACUGUCCUCCCGUGUCCGGCGGCCCCCUCUGGCAACCUGUCUGGUCUUUACUUCCCCUCAUUCUCUACGAACUUGGUAAGUGGUGCUGACCUGCAGGAUGCGGGGGUUCACCAGUUCACUCCUGCGAGCCAGCGAGUGACCCACUGCACGGAAUUCGUGCCCCACACCCAUCGCCAAUGUUGCCUCCAACCAAUUCCCCCUCCCAUCACCUAUCUUCACCGCAUUGCAUCUAUCUCAUCCAACCAAUUUGAUAUUUGA